CAUUGCCCAGCAAAGUCUUCCCUGACUUGUCACUGUCUCCUCCUUCAACAGGACUCCAUGGGCAGAGUGAAGCAAUGUCCAACAGCAGCUCCAUCAGCCACUUCCUCCUGCUGCCAUUGGCAGACACACGGCAGCUGCAGCUCCUGCACUUCUGCCUCUUCCUGGGCAUCUCCCUGGCUGCCCUCCUGGCCAACGGCCUCAUCAUCAGCACCGUAGCCUGCGGCCACCUCCUGCACAGCCCCAUGUUCUUCUUCCUGCUCAACCUGGCCCUCAGUGACCUGGGUUCCAUCUGCACCACUGUCCCCAAAGCCAUGCACAAUUCCCUCUGGGACACCAGGACCAUCUCCUACACAGGAUGUGCUGCACAGCUCUUUUUCUUUCUGUUCUUCAUCUCAGCAGAGUAUUUCCUGCUGACCAUCCUGUGCUACGACCGCUACGUGUCCAUCUGUAAACCCCUGCACUACGGGAUCCUGCUGGGCAGCAGAGCUUGUGCCCACAUGGCAGCAGCUGCCUGGGCCAGUGCCUUUCUGUAUUCACUGCUGCACACAGCCAAUACAUUUUCCCUGCCCCUGUGCCAUGGCAAUGCUCUGGGCCAGUUCUUCUGUGAAAUCCCACAGCUCCUCAGGCUCUCUUGCUCACAUUCCUAUUUAAGGGAAAUUCGACUUAUGUUCAGCGUCACAUUAUUAUUGUGUUGUUUUGUGUUCAUUGUUUUCUCCUAUGUGCAGAUCUUCAGGGCUGUGCUGAGGAUCCCCUCUGAGCAGGGACGGCACAAAGCCUUUUCCACCUGCCUCCCUCACCUGGCCGUGGUCUCCCUGUUCCUCAGCACUGUCAUGUUUGCCUACCUGAAGCUCCCUUCCAUCUUGUCCCCAUCCCUUGAUCUGAUCCUGUCAAUUCUGUACUCAGUGGGGACUCCAGCCCUGAAUCCCCUCAUCUACAGCUUGAGGAACCAGGAGCUCAGGAAAGCUCUCAGGGGACUGAUAUCUGGAUGCUUUUCAGCUACCAUAAACUGCCUGCUUUCUUCUGUCGCUGGCUACCGGUGCACAUCAUAA
Molecule: messenger RNA, 1049 nt
Organism: Prinia subflava (tawny-flanked prinia)
Lineage: Eukaryota; Metazoa; Chordata; Aves; Passeriformes; Cisticolidae
Product: olfactory receptor 14J1-like
Exons: 1
Coding region: 75-1049 (324 amino acids)
Biological process (GO): detection of chemical stimulus involved in sensory perception of smell; G protein-coupled receptor signaling pathway
Cellular component (GO): plasma membrane
Molecular function (GO): G protein-coupled receptor activity; olfactory receptor activity
Source: RefSeq, a predicted model, not a curated record